Molecule: messenger RNA, 7104 nt
Organism: Necator americanus (New World hookworm)
Lineage: Eukaryota; Metazoa; Nematoda; Chromadorea; Rhabditida; Ancylostomatidae
Exons: 57
Coding region: 1-7104 (2367 amino acids)
Biological process (GO): amino acid transmembrane transport
Molecular function (GO): L-amino acid transmembrane transporter activity
Source: RefSeq, a predicted model, not a curated record
AUGCCACAUGUAAGCGUUGUGGAUUUCACACUCGAGAAGGAUGAUCCGAAAAAAGUCCCGUACAAUGAUAAAGAAAAGCAAAACGAGCAAAAGGAAUCCAAGAAGAAGGAAGAGAAGAAAAUAUCGGCACAUCUAACGAUAAUCAACUUCCUGAAAGGAAUGAUCGGUCCAGGUUGUUUUUCUCUACCCUUAGCGUUCCGAGAAGCUGGAUUAUGGACGGGUUUCGCUUUGGUUUUUAUUGUUGGAUUAUUGAGUACAAUAUGUAUGUCGAAACUUGUCAAAUGUAGCCAGUUUUUGACGUCGAGGCAGCCAAAAGUUCAAUCGUUGAAUUAUGCUGAAAUGGCCGACGAGUCCUUUAGACAAAGCUUUCCAUUUUUACGAAAUUAUGGACAUAUGGCAAGGAGGUUCGUCAACCUAUGCUUAUCGAGUUUGGUCCUUGGUAUAUGUUCAAUUUACUAUAUUUUUGUUGUUGAUCACACACGAGAGGUACUUGCUAGCAUUUGGCCUCAGUUUCAAAUCUCCAAAUUUUCAUAUCUAGUCAUCGCUAUUGUGCCAUUUAUUUUGCUUUCGUAUGUCAGAAGCAUCCGAGUGAUGUCUUAUAUCAGCUUGGCUGGCAACGUUUUUAUGGCACUCUCUAUAAUAUUAAUAUUUUCGCAACUCCUCCCAGCUGAACACCUCACAGCCGAGCUUCCAUGGUUCACUAGCUUUCGAAGAGUUGUACUCGCUACUGGAGCAGUGAUUUAUUCUUUUGAAGGGCAGGCACUGAUUCUUCCGCUAGAAAAUAGAAUGAAACACCCAUCUGAGAUGCGUGGUUGGACCGGGGUGUUAUCGACUGGAAUGGCACUCGUAACAAUUACCUAUGUAGCAUGUGGAUUUUUCGGCUAUAUUACGUAUGGGGAAAAUGUGAAGGAGAGUAUUACACUGAAUAUGGACGACGGAAUAUUAAAUAUAACCAUGAAGAUAUUCCUAGCUUUGGUAGUCUAUAGUGGAUAUCUACUACAACUUUAUACUCUGACUGAAACCUUUCAUCCAUCGUUGGUAAGAUUCGCCGAAGGUCGAACUAUGGACACCGCGAAACUGACGUUGAUAUUAGACUACGUGCUAAGAACGGCUAUUGUUCUGGUGUCAUUUGUGGUGGCAGUAUUGAUCCCGAAUCUUGCGGAUUUGAUGCCGUUGAUUGGCGUCACAGCAGGAAUGUUUUUGGCUUUGAUCAUUCCGCCUACUGUAGAUGUGACAACGUUUCUUCCGAUAUACCUAAAAGAAAAACGAUACUAUGAAAGCAUAAUAAUGGGCAAAAUGGGUCAGGCUGCACUGACGUUCUCUAGUCCUUCCCAGAACAAUGCUAACCUGGAUCUCCUUAGGAGAAUAGAUUCACUGCUUACAUUUUACUUCUUGAACGAAAAUGAGAAACUUUUCAACGACAUAACCAAACAUAUUCACAGUGAACGUUUUAUUGGAUGUUUCGUGGAUGUUACUAAUAACACCAAGUACUCAUCAACGGAUCUCAUUCUUGUGGGCCAAGUUUUCGAUAAAAUCGCCAGAUUUGUUGCAUCAGGUAGACCAUCAAAUCAUCGCUUCAACUUGAAGUCCGGAUUAGCAUCGAAAUGGGUUGAUCUUGUUCGGUUCUUCAAAGGACUAUCUUCUGAAGAGGUUAAACAAUUUGGUGCUCAUUUAUGGCUCUCCUCGUCCAAACUAUUCCUGUCCAGUUCUGAUUUUAAGCUUUUGAGUAAUGAAUGGAACGAUAUUUUUCUUCCAAUGGAACACUGGUUCAGUUCCUUGGAUGGUGAUGUAGUGGAGGUUUGCUUAAAUAAAUGGAUAGACUUAAUUGCUUUUGUUGGUUCGAAAUCAACGCCUGGGGGUCGUAACAAAUUGAACAAACUGAUCCCAAUGUUCUGCAAACCAUUACGCUCCCGUACAAUGAUCAACAAACUGAGAAGUGCAAAGCCGAUUAUUAAUGGGUAUCUAGCCUUGAUCAAAGCUUUUAAGGACGUCCUCGAUGAACACUUCGAAGAGCUGAUUAUAUGUUUUCUUCGUUUUUUGGCGGGAAGAGCUGCCGUAGUAAUAACUGCUACUGAAGACAUUCAAGACAAGUUAAAACGAUCAAUACAUCUGAAAUCUACCGAUCUUGUACUUACUUGCAGCCCACCAUCACAUUUGGAUUAUCUUCUGGACGGCAGACCCUAUCGUGCUUUCGAAGAAUCUGCAUCACAUAUUCUUCCGCUGAUUUGUUCACUCCUAGGAGUAGCGCACAACGAUGGUGACAAAGAACUCGUUGAGUGCGUUCCUGUCUGCGGUAAAAAUCCCUUACUCAUUCAGAAGUACACCAUCUUUUUGGGGCAAAUGAUUCGUUUAGCUGGAAUUGUGGAUGAGAAGCAAUUACAUACCAUAUGUUCUUGUUUUGCUGUGCUUGCUGAGCGUAUUGGAUGCAUUGAGGAAACUGCCGUGAAGCAAUCACAAUCAAAAUUGCUUUUCUUGCAAAUAAAGGCUUGGAUCGAUGAGAAUUACUAUAAUAUGAAAGAAUUAGAGUCCGCACUUUGCCAACUGUUCAAGCCAAAAGAUCUCUCUAUGAAUGCGUACACCGCUGAUGAUUGGCCUGGAAUGAAGAUACUUGAAGCGGUUUUGGAGAAUUCUGCAGAUGGAGAGAUUAGCAAACUCAUAGAAGUUGUGGCUGAAACCAUUCAUGCUCUAUUCGAAAGUCCUUGCAUCAUUCUGAGACGUGCCGAUGAGUUGACUGAUUUGAUAAAUGAACAUCCAAACCGUUUUGAGACUGUGUCAUUACUGAAGGCAUGGGCUCAUCUUGCUAGUAUUGUCAAGGAUUACGUCAGAGAGACUGAUGACAUCAACGAAGGUAAUAUAAUUGAGCCGGAUUAUCCAACGACAUUUGGAGUUUUGAGACUAGUCUUUAAGAUCGCAAAUCGUGUUAAUGAUGAAGUAGAUCCAGGUUUGAUAGAGAAGUGUUGCUCAGCAUUUGAGCUUUUAUAUGCAGAAGCGCAAACAACCAUAAGGCAUGAAUUUGGUGGCGGCGCCGACAUGGUUCUUCGUGGUAUCUUUGAGGAUUUAAUUCCACCUGAAUCACUGUGUUGUUGCAACAUUUAUGUUUCUGCACUCACAUCUAUUGUUGACGUCUAUCCGUUCAAGCUUUUCAAUCAAAACGGACUAUUUUCUGGGUCCUCUCUUGAAUUUAAUGCACUUGGAGAAAUUUCUGGUCUUGUGGAUCCGCUAAAGGUAGUCGCGAAAAAGCUCAUCGAAUUGGUUGAUUCAACCGAGGGAAAGCUUCCCCGAUCAACACAAGACAGUCUCUUGGCCAUCGCUAACGUGUGCGAAAGGAUUUUCAAAGAGGUGGCAAGACCAGAUGUGGUGCGUAACUUGUUUGUUGCACUGUCCGACCUCCUCAAAGAUAUGUACCCCAAAUUCUUCGGUGAUGACGUUCGCUUCAAAGAGGUUUCUCAAGCCGCUCUAAAGUCCUAUCUUUCGAUAUUAGAACUUGUGAAGACAAAGGUUGCUGGUCCUUUCGAUGACAGCCUUUUGGCUGGAUGUGAACCAUUCUUGGCCCGGCUGUUGGGGGGAUUAAGCGGCAAACGCUCCAAACUUCGUGUUUCUGCCGCCGAAUUAUGGAACAAAACGUUUGCUGGUUCCAAAUCGCUUACAUAUUCUAAGGAGUUCAGGAAAGUGCUCACCACUCUAGUUCAGAAACGUGUGAUUUAUGCCCCUGGUUUGUCUAGGAAGUCAUUGAGUAGUAGUGACAUUAACGAAUACAGAGAGCUGGAGAGUCCUUCUGAUUCGGCGACCAAUUCGCGUAGUGGACGGAACGUAAAAGAUAAAGUUAACGGGGAAGUGCAGAAGGAUGAAGAUUCUACAUGUGGCGACUCAAUAAACACUAACUCGUCCAGAGGUGGAAGGAGACGCACUAAGCGGUCGCCAGUUGAUACCUCAGCGGAUGGGGGAACUCCUAAGAAGAAAAGUGCUCGGGAAGAUAUAGUUUUUCCCGAAGAAGAAAAACCUCUUAAAACCUUGCCACCUUCGCCAUUCAUCAAGAAAAGUUCUGAACAGGGGCUAAGAAGCACCCCAACUCGUGAUAGCACACCAAGAACGAAAAGACGUAACUUCGUCGGUUUGCUUGAAGAGGAUUCAGUUGACUAUGUGCCCAUAGCUCCGAGCGAAUCAGCGAAGAAAAUGAAGUUAACAGAUCGGCAAAAGGAAAUCUUUAGCGAAAAGAGGGACCGCAUGCCGUUUUUGGAUGAAGAUUCCCAACAAUUGGCUGUAAUUAAAAACAUAGAGAAGACGUUUGACCUAGAUUCAUCACAGUCUACUUCCUUGGACACCGCCUUCCCAGCUUCUCUAGCCGAAGUCAAAGAAGAAUCAACCAAGCGAAAAGAGAACACUGUAGAUAUUGCGGCUGACAGUGAUAGUUCGGCUGGCGCAAGCUCAAGGAGAAAAACAAAGAUCAAGCUGGAUUUCGAUAAAGCAGAUACUAGUGAAAGCAACCCGAACGAUAAUGAGUUCCCUUCUGACGAUGGUGCCACCGGUGACAGUUCAGAAAGUGUUGAAGAGAUGAGUGAUUGUCCCGUAUCUAUUAAAAUGGUUGAGCCAAAUCUGGAAAGCGAAGACUCUAUAGGAUCAAGCGGUGAAGCUUCUGCCGAGUUAUCAGCGGAAAGCGAAACAGACGUGGGCAAAAAAGAGGAGAACCCUUUACGAUCUCGUCGAACUCAAAAGAAGGGAACUCCGACGAAGUAUGUUGCAAGGAAGCGAAGAAGUCUUUUAAAGAGUGCUGAAAAAGAAAAACCUCGUAGAAUGUCUAGAGGUUCUAAAGUGAGACUAAGCACAGUGGAGGAUGCAACACAGACUGUAGAUGAAUUGGAAAAACUCGGCGAUGUUGCUGAAGUUCGCUGUGCGGUCAAUCAUGAGGAAGACAUGCUGCCUCUUCGUGAAAUAGGCGAAGUUUUGACCACCCUAGAGCCAAUGAAUCUUGAUGAGGAAUUGUGCGGACAAAACAAAGCCUAUGAAGCCGAUGAAUCACCCGAAAAAGUUACAGGAGACUCUGAGAAGGUUGCUUCUGCUGUGACACCCUCUGUAAUACAGAGAAUAACUGGUACACCUGGGAUACUAAAAAAGGCGAAUAGCCCGUCUACUGCAGAGAAAAAACUUCGUAGAGUCCAUUUUGAUAAUGGAUUCGAAAACACCACUGAAGAUUUUGCUUCGAAAACCCUUGGAGAUGUCAUAAAGACGUCUGCUGAGGAGCAAUUUCCUUCAUCUCCGAAGAGUGUGUUGAAAGUUGUAACACCAAGACGACCAUUCGCUCAUCUACAGAUGGCAAAAGAUAAGAUAUCACUGACGUCACCGGUUGUCCCACAGUCAGAUAACAAUGGCACAUCACCAGUCAAGAGUGAGGCAGAUCUCGACGAUCAGCCGCUAUUCCCUGAAUUGAUGGAAUGCCAAGAGUCAAUAGUGAAAGUGGUUGGAAAGUUGUUACCAAUAUCUACAACUACUGGAUCUAUAACUCUUCGGAAGACACUGGAGGCGCGUGGAAUUCUGCAAAUUCGACACCUUGCGGCCAUGACACGCCGUGAAAUUUCCGCACUGAACAUUAAGAAACCUCGUGUCGAAACGACUUUGAAAGCUCUUUCUCAGUUUGCCCGAGACCGUGCUCCAACACCGAAGAUAACAGUGAUCAAGGAGGCUGUUGUACCAGAAACAGAAGCUGCCCGACCAGAAGGAGAAGCUGCCCCACCAGAAGCAGAAGUUGCAGUACCAGAAGGAGAAAUUGCAGCAGUGCCAUUAGAAAAGUCCGAAGCAAUUGCUAUGAAUCAAGAUGCGGAAAGAAAUGCUGCGAUCGAUAAUGCUGAUAACUCAGAUGACGGCAGAUCUGAGAACUUCGAUGUGUUGGAGGAAGCCGUGGCCACUGCUGAAGAGGAUGAAGCAGCUGUUGUGUCUCCAACAAAAGAAGCUGCAGAACCAGAGGAAAUGUCAUGCAGCAGCGACCUCAGUCCAGACCAUAUACAUCCUGAUCCUCUAUCGACUUAUGCCGAAAAGCUAAGGUUGUGGCGUGAAACAGUCCUGGAAGCAAACCGUGAGCUCGAGGCAGCGUUACGUACUGCUGAGCAGUCAGGUGUAAAUUUGGAAGAUCUUCGAUCAAAACGAGGAUUGUUAAUGAUGGUCCAGUUCUGGAUGACGUCCUUAUCGCAGGAGAGGCCGCAUCUUUUCACCAUUAAUGAUGAUCCAGAAGCGAUUCGAAUUGGCAUUAUUUAUUUAUGUUUGUCAUUUUUUAUGAUACCUUUCUAUUGUGUAUUUAAUUGGGUCAUGUUUACGGAUAAGGAGAUCACACGUGUGCUCGUCUAUCGUCUGAUGAAUCAUCUUCAUCUGAUCGAUUUUGGUCAAUUAUUAUGUCAUUUUAUUAGCGGUUUUUUCCCGAUAUUUCCAGAAAUUACACAUCGUUCGAGAUUUUUCUCCAGCUUCAUUGGAUCAACCGUGAACAGCUUAUGGCAGGCGAUGUUCCCAUAUUUGUGUGUUUUAUCCAUAAGUCGUAUUCUUAUCAUCAGGAAGAAAAUGGACGGCAACAUACUUAUGUGGCAGCUAAAGGGUAUUAUAAUAUUUGGCUGGAUAUUCACGAUUACUGUAUGGUUGUGGUCAUGGUUUGGUAUGGCGUUCGUGUUCGGAAAAAUUUCUUGGGAGUAUGAUUUUUCUAAGUGGAGCUCGAUUUAUUUGAAGAUAAUUGAAUUAGCUUGGUGUUGGCCUUCUAUUUUGAUUUGUUACCUCAUGUAUGUUGGUAUUACAAUCCAUCUAUUAAUGACCAAAAGGGAAAUCUCCACGAAAAAGUCACACAAACAAGAAAUUCUCAUAUUUUCUCAAGCCACUUUGUCGAAUGGUUAUAUGUUCGGUCUCAUGGUAGCAUGGAAUGCUUCAGGGUUACUGGGCCUCACGCAGAAUUAUUAUCAGUGUAUAAUAAAUUGCAUUUGGAUCUCGUUCUGCUAUCUAAAUCCACUUCUUCUUCUUAUCCUAAAUAAGACAAUUCGUCAAAAAUUCCUUGCCUUUUUCCUACCGCAACGAUAUGCGCCCAAAACUGUUUCCAUUCAGAAGAAGACAGUUGCAACUAUAUCUGCUAUCUGA